This is a messenger RNA of Arachis stenosperma, 1021 nucleotides long. Its product is annotated as mitochondrial import inner membrane translocase subunit TIM14-3-like. The coding region runs from base 291 to 698 and encodes 135 amino acids. The transcript has 3 exons. The record is from RefSeq and is a predicted model, not a curated record. Gene Ontology annotation, molecular function: ATPase activator activity. Gene Ontology annotation, biological process: protein import into mitochondrial matrix. NCBI's taxonomy places the organism in Eukaryota, Viridiplantae, Streptophyta, Magnoliopsida, Fabales, Fabaceae. Gene Ontology annotation, cellular component: PAM complex, Tim23 associated import motor.
UUAAAAUUCUUAUAAUCCUUGAAAAAAUUAUCAGGAUUGGGUAUUCACUUUUUUUUAAUCAAAUAUAUUUGUGUUGAAGGUUAAUUAAGUUCAAUUUUGAAGAGAUUAAUGUAUAUUUCUACGGAAAAUAUCGUAUCCAAUUUAAUAUUAUGUAACUACCCGGAUGUAACUUGUAAGUGUAAUUUACUGUUGAAAUUGUAUUUAAAAAUAAAAAUUAAAAUACAGUAAUUCUUCCAGUACAAAAGCAACAUUGAAAAUUAUUUUCUUUUUACGUGUUGCCAAAGAAAGAAAUGAAUGCGUCAAUGCGAAACAAUAAAAAACGAAGCGAAAGGAAACGCAAACACGAGCCAGUUUCCAUUGCAGAAGGGUUUAACAGUUUUCGGAAUGGCCUUGCUGUGGCAGCUGCUGCAACUGUUGGUAGAUAUGGUAUCCAUGCCUUGCAAGCAUUCAAGGCGAGGCCACCUCAAGUGCGUAGAUUUUACGAAGGCGGUUUCCAAGCUACUAUGAAUAGAAGGGAAGCUGCUCUGGUGCUUGGGGUUAGAGAUCGAACUCCGACAGAUAAGAUUAAAGAAGCGCAUAGGAGGGUGAUGAUUGCAAACCAUCCGGAUGCAGGUGGAAGCCAUUACCUAGCAUCCAAAAUCAAUGAAGCAAAAGAGGUCAUGCUUGGAAAGAUCAAGGGUGGUGGGUCAGCAUUUUGAAGCUAAAGAGUGUAAUCUUUUCAUUCUUUCUGCUCUUGACCCCAGUAUCGACAACGCUCGUUACUACAAUUAUAUAUCGAUUAUAAUUAUUUGAGUCUUCCAAGUAGAUUAGUGAUUACCUAAUGAUAAAAUUUUAACCUGCAAAUAAAUUAGUCCAUAAGAGGAGCCUGUGUAUCUUGGCUAUGUUUAGACUUCAGAGGAUUAAAAACAAUGCACUUCUUUUCUAUGAUGUUUAAUACCUUACUUGUCUAUGAUAUCCAUGUUUCUCCGCAUUCUUUGUAGAUAAAAUCCGUAAUAUACUAUGUUAAAUAAGGCUCUUAAUA